Rotaria sordida is the source of this 738-nucleotide messenger RNA. The record is from the annotation of a GenBank genome assembly. NCBI's taxonomy places the organism in Eukaryota, Metazoa, Rotifera, Eurotatoria, Philodinida, Philodinidae.
AUGGCAAAUAGUGUAGACAAACAACAUCCUUGGUUUGAAAUUUGUCAUCCAUAUCCGACAGCUAAAUAUCAAGUAUUUAUUUUUCCAGCUGCUGGUCCCACAGGUUCAUAUUAUCGUGAAUGGGAUAGAGACUUUCCUGAACAUGAAUUUUCAAUAAUAAUUUAUCCAGGAAGAUCAAUUAGAUUUAAUGAUAAAUUAAUAACAGAUCUGAAAGAAUAUAUCAAACAAUUGGAUGAAGGACUUUUACCAUAUAUUAAUAAGGCAUGUUUUUUUAUUGGACAGGUUGGUAAAGAAGUAUUGCCAGAAACUCCAUUGAUGAUUCCAAUUAUUGUUUAUAUUGGAGAAAAAGAAGCAAAUGCUGAUGAAGAAUAUUUAAGCAAAUGGAAAGAAUUAACAACGUUAAAAAGUGCAGCUACAGGAAUAGGACGAGUUACUGCUCUUGAAUUAGCCAAACUACAAGCACGUAUUAUUGUCGGUAUACGUGGUCAAGAAAGAGCUGAACGUAUGGCUUACGAGUUAAGUAAAGAAUCUCAUGGGAAUGUUAUCGGUCAUCAUUUGGAUUUAAGUGAUUUAGCAAGUGUUAAAGCUUUUGCUGAAAAGAUCAACAAUGCUGAAGUUAACAAAAAACGUAAAGAACUGACUAAAGAUGAUUUGGAAAGUACUUUUGGAACUAAUCAUACUUAUUCAAUUGAAUGGACGAAUCAUCAAUGUGAGCAGCAUCAUACACAUUCUUCCUAA